This is a messenger RNA of Paramecium octaurelia, 742 nucleotides long. The record is from the annotation of a GenBank genome assembly. Lineage: Eukaryota; Ciliophora; Oligohymenophorea; Peniculida; Parameciidae.
AUUAAAUCAUGAAAAUUUAUUAUGUGAGACACGGACAAUCCAUGAAUAAUAUCAUCAAUGAUCUUUCAGAUCAAGAAUAUGAAAAGAAUCGUCAAUAAGAUCCUUCUCUUUCUGAAUAAGGUAUCAAAUAGGUAAGACUAUUGACUGAUUAUCUUAAAUUAAAAAAGGUUGAAUUUGAAGAAAUUAGAUGUUCACCUUAAUAAAGAGCUAUUCAAACCGCAUAAUUACUUAGUGAAGGAUUUAAAGUUCCUCUAAAAAUAUAACAAAAUCUACACGAAAAAGGAGGUAAUUAACAAUUGAAUAAAGGAUUUCCUGGAUUAACAAGAAAGUAAUUAUUUAGAAUAUUAAUAGAGAGUUUUAGAAUCAAUAUCCAGGGUUUGAAAUAGAUGAAUUAAUACAAGAUGCAGGUUGGUAUUUUAAGGAUAAAAGGGAAACAGAUGAAGAAUGUACAUAAAGAGCAGAAAAAGUACUUUAAGAUUUACAGAAAGAAACAAAAAAAUCUAUAUUAAUAAUUGGACAUGGAAAUUUUAUGGAUUAAGUAAUGGGUAUUGUUUGUGGAAGAGCUUAAAACUCAAAAUAUUUUUAUUAUCAUUAAAAUUGUGGCAUUACAUUACUCAAAAAUGAUGGCUAUGGAUUUGAGAUAGAUUAUUAUAAUGAUUAUUCCUUUCUUGAUAUGCAUUACAUUAACACCGGAGAAGACUUACUCUUAAAAAGACUUGCCAAUUAUAAAGGAAAAAUUUGA